AAACCACGAGCUGUUGGCUCCCUCUAAAAACAGGAAACCGAUUCAAAAAGAACUCUUGCUGACUUAAAUAGUACCUAAACUGACACAAUUGAUCUGAGGUUCUUCCAUCCCAGAUCACUGCUAUUUUGGUUCCUGAAUAAGGCAUCAGUGAGGUACAAAGGACAUGUAAAGAUAUGCACGUCCUCUAAGUCAAUCAAAACGGAUCAGCUACAAUCCUCCGUCGAAAGCCUCCAUUAAGCCAAAACACGUCUGAAUGUGUCAAAACAGAUCGUCGUCCAGUUAACAUGAGAGUCGGAAAUGUGUUUGACUAUAUCGGCUGGCUCCUCACAAUCUCAACAGUAGCAGGCAACGGUUUUGUGAUUGUUCUAGUUAUUGUAAUUCGCCGACUUCACUCCUCUGCCAAUUGGUUCGUUCUUUCCCUAGCAGUGGCCGACUUUUUGGUUGGAUUUGCCAUCUUCCCACCAGCAUACUUUUGUGAUGAAUCAUGCAACCGCAGAUUGGUCUCAGCCUUUUUUUGGUUCUCCCUUAAUUCAUCGGUCUCUAAUCUCUGCAUCUUGACUUGGGAUCGAUUCUUCGCCAUCGUUCGGCCUUUGAAAUACCAUUCCUCUUUAACGAUGAGACACACAAGACUGAUUGUCAUGACAGCAUGGUUAAUUGCCUUUGCAUUAUCACUGUCGAAUUUUGUGGGAUAUUACAUUACAGAUUCCCACACGGCAUUAUUAGUCCUAUUCCUCAUCAGCAUCCCUGUUUUUCAAAUACUGUCCUGCACGUUUCUACUUUACGCGAUCAUUCGCAUCCUCGUUGCGGCGCGCGAGCAAACGCGCCGAGAAGCUGCUUUACAUCUCGAACUCACGUACAGCAACCAAGCCGACCAAUCAGUCGCGGCUACAACAGACGCCGCCCCGCGUCGCAGACACAAAAAGCCAAACUCAGCUCCUUUCAUAAUUGCUUUAGUCUUGCUCUUUUUGGGAUGCUGUGUAACGGCGAAUGGUUUGAUUUUGUGCAUUAGUUUCUCGUGCAAUAUUUCUGAACUAGGAGGACAUGUCCUCACCACUUUGUUGAUUUUGAAUUCUGCGUUCAACCCUUUCGUGUACGCUUGUUUGAAAAAGGACAUAAAGAGGGAAAUUACAAAGCUCAUUCGAAGGCGAAAAUAACUCAGUGAAAGACUUCUCCAUAAUGCUGGUGAUUUGCUAUACCAAAAAAGGUUAUACAGUAUAUAAGUUAUAAAGUACUCCGUAUGUAACGUAAGUAACCGACGAUCUCAACAGUAAUGGAAAAUAGAGGUAUUUUGGUGAGAUACGUGUCCCUUUACUUCAGAACAGCGUCAAAAGUAUUUAAUUGACUCACGUUUUCAUCAUGAAAGUGGAGAGAGUUUCUACUACGAUGAGAUUCGGUCCGUAGAUAAUAGAUUGAACAGAGCGUGGGAUGUUAUAUUUAUUAACCGGUUCGACAAAGAAAAAACUUUUGUUUUUAUGUUAAUGUGCCGUUUGUUUUCCAGUAUCUAUAGGUGGGCGACGAUGAGAAAGUAGACUUUAAUAAGACGAAUUUCAGCCAUAAUCAGACAGUUCUAUGGGCUGCAUGGUUCGAUUCACUCUGUCUGAUUUUUGAAGAGUUAACGAACAGGUGUUAACACUCUAAACAUCGCCAUUAUAACAGUUAUUCACGAAGACAGAAUCUGAGGUUAUUACUAUUUACUCAAUUGACGCGUCAUCUGUCAUUCUAAGACUUAUCUUAUUAGAAUUUGUUAAGAUCUUGUUUAAACAAACCAUCAUCACUAGUGUCGGCUUGUGCCAUCUUGCGUCGCAACGAUAAAACUCUCCUUAACUAAUGGUUCUAGAAGAGCUACAAAUUGCCUCUCUUAAAUAAUUGUCAAGGUCAGGUCAAGGGAAGUCAAGAACACGAGUGGACUAAUUGUAUCCUUUGGCAGAAAAUCUCUCUUUUUUCUCGUGUUUUCUUUCUUUCUUUCU
Pocillopora verrucosa is the source of this 1967-nucleotide messenger RNA. The record is from RefSeq and is a predicted model, not a curated record. Lineage: Eukaryota; Metazoa; Cnidaria; Anthozoa; Scleractinia; Pocilloporidae.